Molecule: messenger RNA, 2902 nt
Organism: Rhizopus microsporus ATCC 52813
Lineage: Eukaryota; Fungi; Mucoromycota; Mucoromycetes; Mucorales; Rhizopodaceae
Exons: 9
Coding region: 1-2766 (921 amino acids)
Biological process (GO): regulation of ARF protein signal transduction
Molecular function (GO): guanyl-nucleotide exchange factor activity
Source: RefSeq, a predicted model, not a curated record
AUGGGUAAUAGAAGAAGAUCCAUUACGAUUACCACCAAUACGCCUCAUGCAUCUAAAUCAGACGGUGCAAAUACUUUAUGGGGCCAUGGUAACAGUAAAUUAUUGUCAAGGCUCAAGCCUAACACGGUCAAUACCGGUCAUAACCAUCAACGUGAAGUCAUCCCUUCUGCUUCUGCUUCACUUACAUUACCUCUGAUACAAACACAAAAGAUAAAAAGAAAGGCUGCCGACUCAAAAAAAUCGAACGAUGUUUUAUUGGACGACUCUAUUUCAAAAAAGAGAGGAUUUGGAAAGCUCUUAUUUAGAACAAGACGAAGUAAAUCAAUUGACCAACAUAAAAAAUUAGACGAAACCUCAAAGAAAGAGCCCUACCAACCCAUCUAUCAGCCUUAUCCAGCACCUUCUACAGAUAAUAGAAAAUCAUCAGGUUCAUGUUCUAUCUACAGUACAUUUGGAACAGAGUCAGUAGAUGAUGCUCUUUUAAAUGUGCCAGUCGAGAAGAAAGAUAAUCUUGAGCAAUUAACAAAGACGCGAAUGCCAGAUGAAAUCGAAGAUAAUGAGACAGUAACAACAACAGAAGGAGAAGAUGAUGACGAUGAUGAAGAUGAUGAAGGACGUCAAGUAUUUGUUGAUGCAUUGGAAGAGUUAAAGAGAGAAAAAACCGCAGCAAGGUUAUCAAAACGAUUAAGCGGUGGGCACUUUGGUAGUGCUGGGGGACUGAUGUUGAGUAUCAUGGCUGAGGAAGAAAAGAUAAAGCCGCCACCAGAAGAUAUUGCGGAAUCAAUGAUCAAUUGGAAGAGGAAAAGCGCCCAAGCAUUGCCUGUGUUGAUUGAAAGCAACCUACCAGAGAUUAUGAUCGUUGAGGACGAUGAAGCAAAAGAGUGCGCAAAAAAGCUCUGGCAUGAAGAUGAGACUUUUGUGCAACGGGAAAAAAUUGCAGAAUGGCUGGGUCAAAGUAAAUCCUUGAAUGCAAGUGCCUUGAAGGAAUACAUGUCGUACUUUGAUUUCAAAAUGAUGAGAUUGGAUAGUUCGUUUAGAAAGCUGUGUUCAAAGCUCUAUUUUCGUGCUGAAGCUCAACAAAUUGAUCGAAUCUUGGAAGCUUUUGCAAAGAGAUACUGGGAAUGUAAUCCAAGAACUAUAUUUCGAAACUCAGAUACUGUCUAUGCUGUUGUGUAUUCUCUUUUGUUACUAAAUACAGAUCUCCAUGUGGCACAAGGAAACUACACGAGAAUGACGCGCCAAGCUUUCAUAAAGAAUACAAUGACCACGAUCAAAGAUCAACCGGCAAACAAAAAUCAAUCGUUUACACCAACAUGGGAGGCACAUAUCGAGUCUUACUUAAAAGAUUUAUAUAUAUCUGUCAAGCAUCACCAAAUCCUGCAUCCUUUAUCUCAGCAACCGAUCAAUAAUGAUCUGCUUAACCCACUUCAAGAAUUGACAGCCAGCACAAAGCGUCUAAGCAUCAUGGGCAGUAAACGAAUGAAUGACUUUAAGAGAAAUAUCAAUAUGAUGAUGAAUAAAAACUCUGGCCGUGAAAGCAUGAUACUUCACGAAGACCCAAUUCCACGUAAAAGUACCAGUUCAGCACAUCGACCACGUUCACCAUAUGCAACACUACGAUCACACCGAAGAGAUUCACUCUCAUCUGUCAACUCGGCUAAUUCUUCUGGCGGCCAGUUCUUACCUCCAACACCUAAAAGUAGCGUCAGCAGCAAUCCGCUAACACCUCCUGGCAAUCUACUUCAUUUCCCUGAUAGUGUCAACCUGUUCUCAGAUAGACCGCCUUACUAUAAGGAAGGCGUCGUUAUGCGCAAACAUCUCUUGGAAAGCGCUAAUCAAAAGGCCAGGCACCGUGAAUGGCGUGAAUGUCUAUUGAUCGUAGGACAUGGUCGAUUAAAGAUGUAUGGAUUUACUGGAGAUUAUAAUAACGACUUGGUCUCUUCAUCCAUCUUGAUACGAUCAAGUAGUGCAAGUUUUGCAAAUCUCUCUGAUUCGCUCACUAAACAGAGUCCGAGUUCAUAUAGCUUAGCACCUAAACCAUCAACAUCUACUUCAUCAUCAAUCGGAGCUUUAGAUAGCAGAUUCUCGUCCUAUACUCAACCACUUGGGUCCAUCUGUUUGAACCACACGUUGUCUAAUCCACUUCCACCACCAGGUUAUAAUCGACAGAGACCACAUGUAUUUGCUAUUCAAGAACCCAAUGGUGGAGUAUUUUUAUUCCAGACUGGAUCUCAGGAACAAAUCUUGGAAUGGGUGGCAACGUGCAACUAUUGGGCAGCAAGGGAGAGUAAGGAACCCUUACAAGGAGGCAUAGGAAAUAUAGAAUACGGCUGGGGGAGCUGCCUGGAUGAUGUCAGGGUGGAUGAGGAGUCGGUUCAAAGUAGAGGUAAAAUCACAGGCACGUUUAUCCAUCACCCUGAUACUGUACAUAUUUCCACGUGGGUGCCACCUGCUCCUAGUAUGAUAUCAAGCGCAUUAGAUGAAGUGACUCAAUAUGAAAACUUGCAAAAGUAUCUGAAUCAAUUAAAUGAAGAGAUUAACGAACAUAGAGAACUUAAGGACAAAAUGCUCAUUAAAUUUCCUCCAAAGACACAAAACCAUACUAAAGUGCUGGCAAAUUGGGAAGCCAAAGCACAAUAUAUGCUGCAUGAAAUUAUAAAGUACCAAAACUACUGUGAUGUAUUAGAAAAAAGUAUUGCUGAAAAGCAACAAGAGCAACAGCAUCUUGAAGAAGGACAAGAAGACCAUUCAAAUGAUUGUGUAUAGUGUGAUAUACGUGAUACUUUUUUAUUUAUUGUUGUUAAUGUUUAAUUAUACGCUUUUUAUGUUAUUUGUAUAAAGACUCAUGCUUAAUGCAUUUCAUAUCCUUUUUUCAUUGAGUGUUAAGCAACAAAGCUUUGGC